AUGACGAAGGGGAGCAGCAUAAAUCAAUCAGACUUGCGAAGAUCUGCAAAUUAUAGACCCAACAUUUGGAAAGACAACUUUCUGCAGUCUCUUACCAGUAAAUAUGAUAUAUUUAUUAUUUUUGCGCAGAAAGAAGAAUAUGCUAUGCAGUUAAAUAAGUGGGUGAUUGAACUAAAAUGCAGUUUUGUUGAAGAGUUGGAGGUUACGCAAAAAAUAGAGUUGGUUGAUUGGAUUCAAAAACUAGGGCUAGCCGGUCACUUUGAGAACGAAAUAGAUGAGUUUCUUCAAAAUAUAUUUGUCUCUGCCCUAGAUUUUAACAAAUUUAGUGUGCAAGAUAAUAUAUACGUUUCUACACUAUGCUUCAGGCUUUUAAGGCAGCAUGGAUACGACAUUUUUCCAGCUGAUAUAUUAAGCAACUUGUUUGAUGUGACGGACAACUCAUUGUCAAGCGACGUUAAAGAUAUUAUAGAGCUUCUUGAGGCCACACAUUUGAGCUUCGAUGGUGAAAAUGUAUUGGAUGAUGCCAAAAUGUUUGCAAUAAGUUGGCUCAAAGAUGCUGCCAGUAACAAACAACUAAUUCCUAAAUAUGAUAUUGAAAGAGUGGUCCAUGCUUUGGAACUUCCUUCCCAUUGGAGAGUACCGUGGUUUGAUGUAAAAUGGCAUGUGAAGCAAUAUCAAACUAAGAAACAUAUGGACCCCAUUUUACUUGAACUCUCUAAAUUAAAUUUUAACAUAACUCAGGCCAAUCUUCAAAAAGAGGUCAAGGAUUUGUCAAGGUGGUGGGAGAAACUUGGCUUGAAAAAAGCGAUGGUUUUUGCAAGAAAUAGGUUGGUUGAAAGUUUCAUGUGUGCGACAGGGGUUGCUUCAGAAGCCAAGUAUAGAUCUUUGAGAAAAUGGCUCACUAAAGUAAUUACGUUUGUAUUAAUGAUUGAUGAUGUUUAUGAUAUCCAAGCCUCAUUUGAACAACUCAUGCCUUUUACGAUGGCAUUUCAAAGAUGGGAUGCCAAAGAACUUGAUGAACUUCCAGAGUACAUGAAGAUUUGCUUCAAUGCACUUCAAAACGUCACACAUGAAAUUGCUUAUGAAGUUGGAGGAGAAAAAAACUUCAAUAUGGUGCUACAAUGCCUAAAGAAAACGUGGAUUGAGUUUAGCAAGGCAUUAUUCGUGGAAGCAAAGUGGUACAAAAUGGGAUAUAUUCCAUCGUUGCAAGAGUAUCUAAGUAAUGCAUCAAUUACAUCGUCAGGGCCAUUAAUUCUAAUCCAUUCAUAUUUUGCUACAAUGCAUGAAUUAACCGAUGAGAUAGUUGAAUUUUCUCACACAUAUCAAGAUUUGGUGUACAAUGUAUCUCUCAUUAUUCGCUUGUGCAAUGAUUUGGCAACCGCAGAGGCCGAAAGAGAAAGGGGAGAUGCUGUAUCGUCAAUUGCAUGCUAUAUGAAUGAAAUGGAUAUUUCAGAGGAAAAGGCAAGAAAACAUAUUCAAGACAUUAUUAACCGUGCAUGGAAAAAAAUAAAUGGACUUUGCUCAACUCAAAAUGUUUUGAUGGAACCAUUUUUUAAUCAAGCCCGAAAUGCAGCACGUAUGGCUCAUACCCUUUAUCUAAAUGGUGAUGGGUUUGGUAUUCAGGAUCGAGAUAUCAAGAAACACAUUUUAUCACUUGUUGUUAAACCCUUCUAG
Lathyrus sativus (Indian pea) is the source of this 1674-nucleotide messenger RNA. NCBI's taxonomy places the organism in Eukaryota, Viridiplantae, Streptophyta, Magnoliopsida, Fabales, Fabaceae. The record is from the annotation of a GenBank genome assembly.